Oppia nitens is the source of this 1013-nucleotide messenger RNA. Its product is annotated as F-box only protein 7-like. The record is from RefSeq and is a predicted model, not a curated record. Bases 158 to 988 code for a protein of 276 amino acids. NCBI's taxonomy places the organism in Eukaryota, Metazoa, Arthropoda, Arachnida, Sarcoptiformes, Oppiidae. Gene Ontology annotation, biological process: autophagy of mitochondrion; positive regulation of autophagy of mitochondrion. The transcript has 3 exons. Gene Ontology annotation, molecular function: protein kinase binding.
UAGUUGUCAAGUAUUAGCAAACGUAAGACAUAAACAAUAAUCAGCUGUCAAUUGAACUGCUUUUGAGAUAACGGAUGACUGACUGACUAUUAGAUGACUUACCAUACAUUUGAUAACACAUUUUCAAAAACAAUUGAGUGAUACAUAAGUAUUGAUAAUGUCUUUGUCACGACAAUCACCUAUUAUUAUAUAUAAAGAUGUAUUGAUUCCAAUGUUAGAGGAAAAUGGUUUCAAAUUGAUUUCUUCAUCGGAGAACAAAUGCGACCAAAAUCGGUAUAUAACUCGACACCGAUUCCUCAGACAGACACCACUUCGACCAAAAUAUUGGGAACAAAAUGUUUUGCCAGAAGUGGAGGUCGUGGGGAUACCAAUGAGCUGUCACUUUCUUAUAGUACACGCCAUUGUCUGCCAAUCAAGUGAUGAUAACGUGAAGAUGAAGAUUAAGAUGAAUGACUCUAUGGAUGGCAUUCGUAAUAGAGUUAUGAAUGAAUUUAUUGUCAAAUUAAUUGAAUUGCUGUCCAUUUCAAUCAACGACUUACCAUUCGAGUUGAAGCUCAAGAUAUUGACUUUACUUCCAAUUGAAUCGCUAUUCAAAAUGGCUUUAGUGUCGACAUUAUGGCGGGCCGUCACUCUUGAUGACCAAUUGUGGAGAGUAUUAGUUAGACAACACUUUUUCCAUUUGUAUGACAGAGGACUUAAUGGCGAGUCGUGGAAAUGCUUAUAUAAAGAGGCUUUUCGUAAUCAAAAACUGUCGGAACGGCGCAAAUCAUGGGCCACAAGAGGUUUACCAUCAUCUAUGAUAUUGCCAGCACUACCGCCUUCACCACCAAGAUUACCAAUAAUGGGUCCGCCAUUUGUACCAAUGCUUCCGCCGCCUCCUUCAUUCUUUAGAGAUCUGGUGCCCGAAGAGAUUCGCAAUGUUUUUCCAAAUAUACCCCGAAAUGGGAGUCGAAACGGACACUCAUUUGCUUUCGAUACAAUUAGUUGACACAAUACACUAAAUCCCGGGUCGG